This is a messenger RNA of Myripristis murdjan (pinecone soldierfish), 3647 nucleotides long. It is a transcript of the gene fbxo28, whose product is annotated as F-box protein 28. Lineage: Eukaryota; Metazoa; Chordata; Actinopteri; Holocentriformes; Holocentridae. The coding region runs from base 10 to 1185 and encodes 391 amino acids. The record is from RefSeq and is a predicted model, not a curated record. Gene Ontology annotation, molecular function: protein binding. Gene Ontology annotation, biological process: protein polyubiquitination. The transcript is spliced from 5 exons.
CAAACCAAGAUGGCGGCCGUCGUAGAGAGAAUCGAUGGAUGUGUUGGGUCUCUGGACACGGACUCGGUGUCACCGAGACUGUCCACUCCUCCGCCGGACCAGCCGCAUCAGAACAACCCACUUUUAGGACUUCCAAUCGUGGCAAUUGAGACGAUUCUCAAUUUUUUGUCUUACGACGAAAUCAGCCUGCUCCGCUCGGUAUGCAAGCGCAUGGACAUGAUCUGCCAGCGUAUCCUGAACCAGGGCUUCCUGAGGGUGGAGCGCUACCACAGCCUGUGUCAGAGGCAAGUCAAAGCUCAGCUGCCCAGGCGAGAGUCAGAGAGAAGAAACCAUUCACUGGCUCGUCAUGCUGAUAUCCUGGCCGCCGUGGAGACCCGCCUCUCCCUGCUCAACAUGACCUUCAUGAAAUAUGUCGACUCCAAUCUCUGCUGCUUCAUCCCUGGAAAGGUGAUAGACGAGAUUUACCGUGUGCUACGCUAUGUUAACUCCACUCGUGCCCCCCAGCGAGCUCAUGAGGUUCUCCAGGAAUUGAGGGACAUCUCUUCCAUGGCUAUGGAAUACUUUGAUGAGAAAAUUGUCCCCAUCCUGAAGAAAAGGCUGCCUGGGGCUGACCUGUCUGGCCGCCUCAUUGGCUCUGCCCCAGGUAAUGGACGAGUUUGCACAGUGGCAGGCCCAUCUACCUCCCUGACCACUAUGUCAUUGCUGGCCAAGAACACGCCGUCACGUUCUGAGAUGACAAAGGUGCAGCAGCAGGUGAAGGUGAACGGGGCGUCCAUGACCGCUCUUCGGCGAGAAAUGCAGGAAGUGCGUGUCAAACAGCUGGAGCAGCAGAAGCAGUUGCAGGACCAGGAGCAGAAGCUGCUGGAGCAAACACAGGUGAUCGGUGAGCAGAACGCCCGCCUUGCCGAGCUGGAACACAAGCUCCGCGAACUGAUGGACAGUAGUGCCGCCACUGUGGGGGGGUCCAGGCCCAGCACAGCUGUUCCCUCCACAUCCACCAAUACCGCUGUUGUGUCUUCCGCCGUCGCCAGCCCAUCCACUACGGCACUGGCACCCGGCAAUGUCGCCACGACUGCAGCCUCCCUAGCUAGAGAGCCGGAGAGUGAGGGUAGUUCUUCGCUCAAACGCACUAGGAAGAGCUCAGACCUCCCGCGGCAGUCCAAACGCCUGCGCAGCAAGAAAUAAGGGGACGCUACAUGUGUCAUUUAGGUUGUUUUUGCUUUUGAGGUCUUGAUCAAUCACACCCAAUUCCUCAAUCCCCUGCCCUCCACCCCCACCCCCGAAACACUCAUGUCCUGUACUGUCUUGUGAGAUGAGUCAGGAGUCUCUGUAUGCUUUUACAGUGUUUUAUGUCCCUCCCACAUGCCAUUUCUCUAGAAUGCAUACGAUAACCACCUCUUGUGGGCUUUGGGCUUGCAUUGCCGACAAUAGUGUUUAAUUACUUGCUGCUGUCCACAGCUAAACCACUGAGCCCAGCCAAUCACCAAGAUUUUGCACAGCAUUAAGUAACAGGGUUAGCCUUGCUUUUUCACUCACUGCUAAAUUAAGGGGGGUGUAAGCCACUCAAUGUAAUAGCAGUUUCAGUUGCUCAAGCAUCAAACUAUAGGCAAGCACUAGACCAUUUGCAGCUAAGAAAACUGAUUAUGAAGGUAAAAUUACAGUACAGAUUUCUAACAGGGAACUUUUUUUUCCAAGGAGUUUAUGUGUUUCCAGAUUGAAAAAUUUGGCAGCACAAGAAAGAAGUUACGGAGCGUAAUCUGUGAAAAAAAUUUAAAAAACAAAACAAAGCAAAACUGAAUGUCAAGGCAAUGCGAUUCUUCUCCAGUUGUCCUGCAAGAAUGAAUUCUAUAAAUAUACAAUAUGAAGCGUAUCACUGUAGAACUCUGCAAUAUCAAGUCAUGAUAGUAAAUGAAGACUGGCUCAUUGAUAGGUAUGUAAGUCAGAAUAGCUCCCAUUUACCUUCAGAGGAAGUUGCAUUCCCAACCCAUUUUCAGUUUGAUACUUCUGGUCACCACAGUGACCCCACUCCUUCACUCUGUGAGGACGCCCAUGCCAUAUGGGUAGGAACUUGAUGUUGAGAAUGAUUCAGUCUACAAGCAUUCAGUCAUUCUUGCUCUUCCCAACUUUAAUCUAGUGCAAUAUAAUAUCUAAAAUAUUGCAAAUCUCCAAAUUUAUUAUUAUUUUAGACUGGUCAGUUGUCCUCUGUCCAAAACUGAAGUCCAGAUCAGUUCAGUUAGAUCUGGUCAGUUCUUUAAUCAUGUGAAAAGGAUGGAAUCUCAAGAGAAGGGAACAUAUAGUGUUCAGAUAAUUCUGGCCAAAGAACACUGAUUUUAAACUGCUCUCCAUUGUUCUGUAAAAUGACAGAAGCCUUUUGGCACUUCCCUUUUCUGCUUAGCAGAGGGCCUAACAUGGAGAUCAGUAAUCUUUGUGAAGGGAUAUUCCUUUCAACCCACUGAACCAUUCAGAGAAAUUCUCCUGAUGCCCUUGUUAAUUAAGAAUGCAGCAGCGGUAAGGGAACCCACAGCUCCACUAUCUGCAGAGAGUAAUCGUUUCUUGCAAACCUAAAUCUCCUUAUAGGUGUGGUGCCCAUGAAGACGCUGUCACUCCGCAUUACUAGGUAGUUUGUUCAUGUGUUGAUCAGAAGAAUCUGUCAGUCAAGCACGUGGUUCACGGUUAUGUUGUUAAUGGUUAGUUUUUACAUGAAGGCAACAGAAGCUAUCUGCUGUGCUAGGGAGGUCACGGAAACUUUAUAUGAUCCAAGUAUAAUUGGCCACCAGUGGCGAAAAACCUUUGAGAUCUGUCCGUCAAGUUCAAAGUAGAAAUUGUGUAAACUACAAAGUAUAUUGGUAUUAUAGCGGUGUUUGUCUUUUUUUUUUUUUUUUUUUAGCUUAAAUUGUGGCCCGUCCUUGAAAUUCAAGUCUGAGAUCACCCACUUGUAGUUUAAGGAACCUUACAGGUAGAACUUUUGACUGGUUUGCAGUGACAGUAAAGGUGUACUGAAUUCUGUUUUAGGGGCUGUUCUCGUAAUGAAGUGGGCGAAUGGGACAGAGUAAAAUGAACCACACAGUUGUUUCCCCACUCGUUCUUUAAAAUGCAUCCAUUCAGUUCCCUUGCAAAGCAGCACCAUUCCCUUCUCCUGCACAUACUUCUCUCUUGCCUUUUGAGGUUAGCUGGUGAGCCCAUAUUGUGGCUGGAAUUAUUUUCUUUGUUUUAAGCUUUUAUUUUGUUUGGAUGACCUCAACCACUCAUGGCAUGAACUUUUCGUAAAGAAACCUUGGAAAUGCAGUUCACUUCUUGGUGAACACAAGCGUGUAUUAUAAACACACUGGGCAGCAAACACAAGAAUAUGUACUCUAGUGGCUUAAUUUGAGACUGCGUCUCAGUUUAGAAAAUUGACUGUACUGUAAACUUCAUGUACUUCAAAGUGUAGAUUGUGAAUUAUUUCAUGUAUGUAUACCAAGAAAAACUAUCUUUUGAAUUGGCCAAUUUGGGGCUAAUUGUAUGGUUUGUUGCACACAUUACUGUUACAAAUGUACAAAUGAAACCUAUUAAAAUUCAAGUUAACAUAUCCAGAUGACUGUUUACACAAUUUCCAUAUUAGCUGUUUUUGUGUGAAAUGUCCAGCAUCUUAAAACAUAUUUGCUGUU